AGUCUACAUAUCAAUGGCGCGGUCUAUAAGAUGUAACUCUCCGUCUUCGGCCAUUGCAUUUGGGAGUAUAUAACGUCAUUAUACAAAUGCCUUUCUGUUGGGCUCAGUCAAUUUUCACCUGAUGUCUCAAAUUACAAAUACUACCACUGGUAUCAGUAAUAAUAACAGUAAUAAUACGCCAUGGAACAGAACUCCCGGUAAACCUGGUAUUGGCACUGGUGGUACUGUUAGUUCUUAUCCAACAUUUUCAACGCCCUCAAAUAUUCCAUGGUCUACAACUAGAAACGAUGCCGUAGAUUUAAUACAAGGACGUGGUCAAAUUGAAGAUAUUAUUGAUAAAAGUCAAAUUAUUCAUUCUUUGAUAUCUUAUGGUAAUAAUCCGAAAACUUUCGAUACUACUCUUACUACAGGUGGUGGUGGUCAGAUGUGGCCUCUUCCUUCGAUUUUCGACACAAACCGAACUUCUGAUCGUAAUGCUGUUGUUGUCGGUGGUGGUGGUGGAGUAGGUGAAGGAGGCGGAGAAUUUUUACCUCAGGAAUCAGGAACUGAUAACCAGUGGGCAACCACACCUUUUUCAGGUCAAACAACUUCAAAUGUCAGCUCUCUAUUAGGUUCACCUAAUACAUUUCCUAUCAGUAAUAAUCAUAUACAAGCUCUUAAUCCAUGGUCUUUCGAUAAUCCAAAUAAUAAUUGUUCUAUUACUGCGCCUCGAGCAAUUACUGGUCAACAAUUAAAUAAUGUUGUAACCUUAGCAAACACACCGUCGGAUACAUUGAAUUCAGAUCGUUCUCGUCGUUAUAUGCAGCAUUGGACAACAUUGAAUAAUGAACAAGAUUUGUUAAAUGACGAUCGAUCUGGAUUGGCUUUUCCUUUAUCAAGUAUUAACAUUAAUAAUAUUAGUAAUAAUUCCGUCAGUGGAUUCGGCAAUCCUUCUGAUUUUAUUGAAAAUCAAUCACUCUCUUCUAACAUAAACAAUAAUGCACGAGGUAGUAACAAGUUAUCAGAAUUUGAUAUUGGACAAACUAGUUUAAAAAAGUCUAGUUCUGAUAUUGACUCUUCAACAUGUGAUGCUGAGGAAGCUAUUCGCACUGCGGUUAAUACAACUGAACCAUGGGGUAUUCAUCCAGUUGAUCAAAGCACACCAUGGAAUUGUUCUGAAGCAAAUGGUGACUGCUUGUCAAUACAUUCCUCUGGACCAAUUACAGGAUCUCCACCUGUGAGUGAAACUUCUGCUGCAUCACGAAUUUCAGGUCAUAAUCAACCUAGUGGAGUAUCAACUAUCCAACCGACAGGUUCUCAGUCAUCUUUACAUUCCAGGCGUCUUAGCUCCACAGCCUCUUCAUUUAGUAGAGAUCUGGAAUCAAAUGUUUGGCCAAGUGAACCUCCAAACGGUACUGGGAUUUGGGAGUCGCAUUACGAAAGUCUUGGUGAGAGAACUGCCCGAUGGCAUCAAAAUAGUGGUAAUUCAACACAAACAUCUCAGGCUCCAUUUUUAUCACAUCUUAUCAAUCCCCCUAACUUCACUUCUAACCAAACUUCACAUCCCACUAUUAGAUCUCGACCUCAACAAGGUCAACUGCCACCAAGUACUGAAAGCUUUCGUGGAAUCAAUCGUGCAGUCCCAGGGACUAUAUUUCCUGUAGGACAACCACCUUCAAAUUCGAGUGUUAUGAAUUUGAAUACAAGACCGAUUUUCGGUGGAAAUCAUCCAAUAGGACCUGUUAAUAGCAAUAUGGUAGGAACUGGUGGUGGUUCAUCUAGAAAUUUUCCAAUAGCUAAUCCGGUGAAUCUUGGUUCAGGAGUUUCUUGGCCCUAUACCUCGGGAACACAGCCAGUUGACCCUUCUGUUCCCGGGAUUAAUUUUGGUAAUAAGUCUCGAUGGCCCGGACAAAAUAUGAAUCGUUUACCUGGUAAGCAACAACACCCAACACCUCAUGUUUUGCCUAAUAUUACUUCUGCUGGUAUGAGAUGGCCUCCUGGUGCAACAACUACACAUAUUCAAGGCAUAUGGCCACAUACAGACCAACGACGCCCAGGCACUGUUCCAGGACCUUGGUCAACUAAUGCUUCUGGGAUGGAUAGUAGUAGUGCUGGAGGAUUUUUCAAUCAGCCUACUCAAAGUAUAGCUCCUCGAGUUUCUCAACAGAUUGGUACCUCAGAGUUUCCUUCGUCAUUAACUCCUGCUCGGGGUGUAAACCAGUCAUUUAGAACACCUCAGAGUGCCUUCUAUCCACCCAUAACUCCCGGUUUUUCGUCAACACCUAUGUCGCAACGUAUGUUUAUGAGUCCACAACAACAUUCACAUCAACUACAACAACAGAGUAUGAUUCGUGCCCAUGUGAUGCGUCAACUUUUUAACUUCGGUUUUACUGAAGAUGAAAUACAACCUAUAUUCGCUGAUACAAAUACAAAUGUGGAACGAGCAUUGAUUGACUUACGUGAUCGAUCAGGCCAUCCGGGUAUUGAUGAAUUGAUCAAUGCUUUGAGACCAAUCACUUCCAAUUUGUUGCCUACAUUUAAUCCAAAUGAUGUUAGACAACAAUCAGAUCUUCCUGGACAAAGUAUAAAUCCCAAUCGUUCUAUGAAUGCAAUGCGGGGAAAUGAGAUGAUGAAAUCCAAUAUACCAAUCAGUAGUAAUAGUAAUCAACCUACAGAAAAUUUAGAAUUAUCAUUACAAUUAUUACAACAACGUGAAACACAAAUACUUCAAACUAUUGUACAAUUACAUUCAAAACAUCAAGAUUUAAACCAAAAACUCUCACAUAUACGUUCAGCAACCAAUGUUCCGUUUGCUACAAAUCCUGUUAUACAUGAAUUACAGUUACAAGCAUUUCAAGUUGGUCAACAAAUCGAUGCUCAACAGGCUCAAUUAAAACAUGUACGUAGUCAAGCUGGUAUGCUACGACAGAUAACUAUGUCCUCAUCGAAUUUAUCUAAUCCAUCUCAAAAUUUAAACACUACUAAUAUAACCACUGUUACACCAUCAUCGUUAUUAGCUAGUAGUGGUAUGAUUCAUGGCGGUGGUACUACUGGUCAAUCUGUUACUAAUGUACAACAUAUAAUUCCUAAUUGUUUAACAGGAACAACUAAUCCAGUCAAUUGUAGUGGAUUUAAUUUAUUGACUAGCAGUAAUAGUUCAUCAUUAUCAUCAUCCACCUCUGCAUUACCAUCAUCAUGGUGUGCUAUUUCAACACAAAGUGGUAAUAUGAUUAGUGGUUGUAACAAAACAAAUCAACCGUUAAAUAUUUCUGUAGUCGGUAAUAAUAGUAAUGGUUCGGAAAGUAUUGAUUUUCUACCGGAUCAAUCAAAUUUUAAUAUGAAUUCUUUAUUAUGGGAAUCUAGUCCUUGGUCAGGUUCUAGUCCACAAUUACACGAGAAUUUUUCAACUAAUCGUAAUUCAUUAGCAACUGACAGACGUUGGACACCGUCUGGUGGUAGUAGUGGUAGUGGCAAUGGAGGAGUCGUUGGUGGCGUCGGCGGCAACAGUAGUAGUAGACUACCGCCACCGUUUAUAUCAUCUCAACUCUCAUCACUUGGUGAUCCUAGAUGGUCAGAUAUGAUGAAUGAUGUGACUAAUUCAAUAAAUGAUACAAGACGACAAUCGUUUAGUGCUGGUGUUAAUGAAAUUGACGAAUUACAUAACAGUGGAUUAGAUUAUCAUCCAAUAAUUCCUAUUUCUAUAUCGAGUAAAUCAUGGCUUCUAGCACAUAACAUUCCACCACAUAUAUCAGUUGGGAUGUUAAAAAUGACUGUGUCCUCAGCAUUAAACAAUCAUAUCCUUCGAUCUGGAGAAUCCAGUGAUAGAAAUUCUUCUAAUACCGCUUCUAUUAAUAGUAAUGGUAAUAAUAAUGAUAUCGAUUUUGAAAUUCAUCCGAAUAUGUCAGCACGUUGGGUUCUAUUAGGAUUAAAUAGUCCUACACAUGUGUCUAUUGUUCAUGACACUUUAGAAGGUGGUAAUAGUAAUACUAAUAAUAACGGACAACAACAGACUACUGGUUGUUAUGGGUCGAUUAAAUUAAUUACACCAACUGAAGCACUUCUUCAUUUGCAAGAAAUUCAGUCAUUAGCUUCUCGUCUGAAAGGUUUAAAUGCCGAUGGAUCUCAGUCAACUUCAUCGGCUACUAUUCAUUCCAUUUCACAAUUAUCGUCAUGCAAUAUCAUGAAAUGUGAUUUUAAUUCGAACCAUAAUAAUAUACCAAGCAGUGAUUUAUCUGGAUCAAAUCAUUUAUUAAUUGGAAUAAAUGCCACAACUAAUAAUAAUAAUUGUGCCAGUUCUUCACUUCCUCUUCCAAUAAUAACUACUACUGCUACUAGUACCCCUGCUAACACUGUUGUCACGACUGUCAAUAAUCAUAGCUCCGAUAGUUAAACAACAUCAACAAUAAUAAUAAUAAUCCAGAUUCUACUGUUUUGUGAUCAAGAUAUUAGCACCGGGACUGAUCCCUACUCUCUCUCUCUCUCGUUGCCGAUUUGUCCAUUGAUAACUAUUCACAUUUAUCAUUUACUUUAUACGUAUCUUUGUGUGUAUGUAUGUAUGUAUGUAUGUAUACACUUUAUGUUAAUGAGUGUUCCAUUUGUUACAUAUUAUUAUUCUAAUAAUUAGCAUUAUUAUUUAUGGUAUUAUUAUUCAUAGCAAUAUCACAAAGCAUUUGGUACUGCUUAUUAUUUCUUCUUCUUUUUUUGUUUGUUUGGUUGGUUGUUUUUUCUCCUUUAUUUUGUUACAUCAUGAUUAUCAUCAUCAAUAAUAAUAAUAAUAACACGAUCAUGUUUACCUUUGUGUAUAUCCAACUAUUCAGUCAGUGCCUCAUAGAACAAAAAAAAAGAAAGAAAAGAACACAUAUUGUUUAUCUAUUAACUAUCUCUUACACUUAGCUCAAUAUUAAAAUUUCAUCAAGUGAUAAAAUGCAUUAUAUUAAUGAACUAUAAAUAAAUAAUAAACAUAGUUAUUUAUAAUGCGCCCCAACGACCCAUUCACCUAACCACUCCCCCCCCCGACUUUCACCUAAAUUUUCUAUUUACCAUUGCCUCCAUGUUAAAUCUAUUCAUGUAUAACAACAAACCAUGAUAUUUUCCUUGUCAUCUUGUUUGUUUUUUUUAUAUUUCGACUUCUUUGUGUACUUUUCCAUACUGUCUGUUCUCUCUCUUGAACGCGCAUACAUACACAUAAACAAACAUUUGUAUAUUGAUAUUGUUUCAUAGAAUUAUGAUAGUUUACAUAAAUUGUACUGUACUGUAAUUUUUUGUUUCAUUCAUGUGACUAUUCCCUUUUCACAAAUUUAGUUUUUUUUUUUUUUGUUUACUUAUCAACUUGUUAUUAUUUUUAAUCAUAUGAAUUGUUGUUGUGUUUGUUAAUUGUGUAUUUUGAAAGAAAAAUGUCUUCUUUAUGUCGAAUGAUAUUGAUUAUAAGAAUACUAAUAUGAUUGUAAUCCAAUGUUAUCUCUCCCUCCUUCUACAGCCCCUCCCCCAUAUAUAUAUAUAUACAUGAUGAACCUAUACACAAACACACACAUCUCUUAUAUGGUAACUAAUCAUUGUGGGGGUGGGGGUAUUUCAUUAGAAAAAUAUAUGCACAGUAAUCAUAAUUUCUUUUUUGUAAUCUUGUCAACAUUAUGCAACACCACUUAUGCGAUUCUAUGUUAUAUUUUUAUGAUUUUCUGACUUAUUUCAUUCAAUAAUGAAAGGAAUAUUCAUUGUGUUCACCCUUUUACAUUAAAAAAAAAAGAAAUUUUUUAUUUCGUAACUAUUUUUGUUUGUAUGUUUAUUGGUUUCAUUCUCUUGUCUGAUUCAUCAGUUAACUGCUCCCUUUUUCUUUUUUUGAUCUACGAGUAUCGUAUUUCGUCGGGUAAAUGGGUAUAUUGUGGGAUUAUGUUAACAUAAAUGUGUGUGAGGGUGUAUUUCGUCUGAACUCUUUGUGUUAAAAGAAAAAGUGAUUGAAUCGGUAAAUAAAUGUUAAGAGUGUGAAUUGUGAUAGAAAACAGACUAGAAAAUGUUUGGAAAUUUUCGUUCCCCGACUUUUUUUCAAUUUGAACAAAGAAAAACAUUUCCUUUAUUCCCCCCCCUUCCCAUUUUUUAUUAUAGAUAUACGCGCGCAUUCGAGUUCCUAUCUUUUUUUCUUAGAAAAAUUCUGUAGCAAUAAAUAUAUCAAUCAGUCCAUAUUUGUUUAUCAAAACAAUUUGUCGAUUGCCUUUUUAAUUGUAAUUUCUUUCGUAUGUUGUUCAUUAUACUACUGUUGAUGUUAUCAGUAGUAUAAUAUCAAUGAUAUUGUCAGGAUCUAUUAUAAAUCAUUGAUAUCAAUCAACUAUGUUACAUCGAUUUAAUCUUUCUAGUUCUCCUAUAUAUUUCUGUGUGUAUAUUAGAUAUACUCAAUAAGUUGUUUGUGUAUGUGAACUAUUCCCCAUUUCUGUAUCUUUUUUUAUAUAAGUAACUGGAAGAAACAUUGUGCCUUUUUUGUUUUUCAUAUUUUAUCUUAAUACACACAUGACAUUAGUGUCUUUUACUUGUACUACUUAUAUAUAUAUAUAUGAGAUAUUCAUUACUUAAAAAUUAUCUUGAAUCAUAUAAUGUAUAUGUAUUUUCAGUUACUGGGGUGGGGGUGCGGGGUUCUUUCAAACAAUUAGAUUCCGUACAUAUAGAUGUGUAUGUACCACAGUCUAUUUUAUGUAAUUGACAGAUAGAAAACUAAUAUGGGUCAUCAAUAAUGAUUGAUUCUAUCUAGGCAUUUGUUAAAUUUAUUCAAUAUCUCUUACCUUCUACAUUGAUGAUUAUGUGUUUACAUUCACCACCUCAUAUUAAUACUGGGUAUAAAUUAAAGGGAAGGAACAGUUUAUCUGUUCAGUCUUUGUUUUUUUUUUACCUUUUUUUGUCUUGGUAACAGAAAGUCUUCAACUAAGUUAUUGCUGUUUUCUUCGUUGUUUUGCUCUGCUGUAGUGAUAUCUAUGAAUGUAAUUUUCAUUUACAUACAUAUUUAUGGUGUACCUAUAAUUAAAUCUGUAUGUGUAUUUGUCUUGCAUUUCUAAAUGUGACAUGCUUUUCUUCAUUUUUCCUUUUUCUCUUCUUGAGUACAUUAAUCCCUCCCCCCUCAAUGUACGAUGAUGAUGUGUGUGUGUACACGUUUGUAUUUUUCAUUUUAAUUCACUAACAUUAUUCAUUUGAAAAGUAAAUUACUAUUACUCUCUAUACAUAAAUAUUCAUAUACAAAUGCAUAGAUUCUAUUUGUUACCCUUUUUAUUUGUCUUUUGUUUUUUUUCACAUUAAACUAUUAGAAUUCGG
Schistosoma rodhaini is the source of this 7269-nucleotide messenger RNA. The record is from the annotation of a GenBank genome assembly. NCBI's taxonomy places the organism in Eukaryota, Metazoa, Platyhelminthes, Trematoda, Strigeidida, Schistosomatidae.